Quercus lobata is the source of this 432-nucleotide messenger RNA. Its product is annotated as MDIS1-interacting receptor like kinase 2-like. Gene Ontology annotation, molecular function: protein binding. Lineage: Eukaryota; Viridiplantae; Streptophyta; Magnoliopsida; Fagales; Fagaceae. The transcript has a single exon. Bases 1 to 432 code for a protein of 143 amino acids. The record is from RefSeq and is a predicted model, not a curated record.
AUGGACCUAAGUUACAAUAGAUUUUAUGGUGAAAUCUCACAAAACUGGAGUAGGUGCCCACAGCUAACCACCUUACGAAUUGCUGGAAACAAUAUUACAGGUGGCAUACCACCUGAAAUAGCAGACUCAAUUCAACUCCAAGUGCUUGAUCUUUCUUCUAACCAGAUGAUCGGGGAGCUCCCAAAGAAGUUUGGAAAGUUGACAUCUCUGUUGAAGCUGAUGUUGAAUGGAAAUCAACUUUCAGGUGAUAUACCUCUAGAACUUGGAUCAUUAACAAAACUUGAAUAUCUGGAUCUAUCCUCUAAUAGAUUCAGCAAGUUGAUACCAAAUAUUGGAUGCCUUCUGAAACUAAUCUACUUGAAUUUGAGCAACAACAAUUUAGCCAAGACAUUCCAGUUCAAAUGUGUAAUUUACCUCAUUUGUCCCAACUAG